Messenger RNA from Cynara cardunculus var. scolymus (artichoke), 687 nucleotides. RefSeq names its product protein PLANT CADMIUM RESISTANCE 3-like. Bases 1 to 687 code for a protein of 228 amino acids. The transcript is spliced from 5 exons. The record is from RefSeq and is a predicted model, not a curated record. NCBI's taxonomy places the organism in Eukaryota, Viridiplantae, Streptophyta, Magnoliopsida, Asterales, Asteraceae.
AUGGAGAAGGCUCCUCAACCUACAACCGGUGCCCAAUCCCAACCCCAACCUCAACCGGCACCACCUUCGAAUCCUCCUCCAGCUGAGGCGACCCCCAAUGGUGCACAACCGGCACCUCCAGCCGUCAUGGUGGUUGGGGUUCCACCACAGCAAGUCCCGCCUCCUGCGUGGUCCACUGGCCUCUUUGAAUGUUUUGAUGAUCCCACCACCUUGAUCAUAACAUUUUUUGCUCCAUGUGUUACUUUCGGACAAGUCGCAGAGAUGGUGGACCAGGGACGUACCAGUGUUGGUAUGUUUGCGGCUCUUCAUUUUCUGAUAAUGUACUUCACGGGCUGCGGUUGCCUACUAUCGGCAUACUUUAGAAUAAAGAUGAGCCAUCUAUAUAGGUUGCCUGACGACCCCAUCAUUAAUAUUCUUGUUCAUCUAAUUUGUGAGCCAUGCGCCUUGUGCCAAGAAUAUCGGGAGCUUCAACACCGUGGCUUCAACAUGAAACUUGGAGUUGGGUGGCAUAAUCAGUCUCCCGAGAUACAGCAAACAGCUGGUGGAGCCAUUGUAGUACCACCUGCGGUUCCUGGAGGAAUGAGUCGUAGCGGAAUUGAGAGAAAAAUUGGCAAAGGUAGAGGAGGAGGAGGUGCAGUUGCGGGAGGAACCUCAUCGGGCCGAGAUGGAGGUCGAACGGAUGAGUAG